This is a messenger RNA of Caenorhabditis briggsae, 66 nucleotides long. Bases 1 to 66 code for a protein of 21 amino acids. The transcript has a single exon. NCBI's taxonomy places the organism in Eukaryota, Metazoa, Nematoda, Chromadorea, Rhabditida, Rhabditidae. The record is from RefSeq and is a predicted model, not a curated record.
AUGUGUUUAGAGGAAGAAUGUAAUGUUUCAUUUUUUGCAUUCACAUGUAAAUAUAAAUAUAGAUAA